Molecule: messenger RNA, 1500 nt
Organism: Ceutorhynchus assimilis (cabbage seed weevil)
Lineage: Eukaryota; Metazoa; Arthropoda; Insecta; Coleoptera; Curculionidae
Source: the annotation of a GenBank genome assembly
CCUGGCUGUCAAGCAAGUGCCGUAUAAUUAUUCCUGUCAUCGUUGUUGAAAAAUCCUUUACACACACACACAAAAAAAUAAGAAAAUCAAGUUUUUUUUUUCCUCCUCAGUGUUUUUCGUGGAUAUUUCUAGUGUCCGGAAUUCGAGAAGAUGCUGAAGCAAGAGCAGGUGCUCCAGAUCGAGCCCCAAAACGAGCUCAAGUUCGUAGGUCCAUUCAAUCAACCAGUCUCAUCCUACAUGAAACUCUACAAUCCAACUGACAAGAAGGUCAUGUUCAAAAUCAAAACGACAGCCCCGAAAAAGUACUGCGUCAGGCCCAACUCGGGUAUCCUACUCGCCGGCGAAAAAGCGCAAAUCGCCAUUUGCUUGCAGCCAUUCCACUACGACCCGACCGAAAAGAACAAACACAAAUUCAUGGUUCAGACGGUGUUCGCUCCCGAAACUGGCGACACCAACUUGGAAAUAUUGUGGAAGGAGAUCAGUCCCGAACAGCUGAUGGAUUCCAAGCUGAAAUGUGUCUUUGAGUUGCCACCCGAGGAGCAACCUCAGACCCUAGCGGGCGAGUUUCAACGAGCCACCGUGCAUUCAGAUGGUAAUAAUGAAUCGACGAAAGCUGCUGAUUCGCAAGGCAGCGAUUCAGCUGAAUUGGCUAAAGCAGCUAAAGAGAUACAACGAUUACAAGAAGUUGAAAGCGAACUAAGACAAGAAGUGUUGCGUUUAAAAGAAGAAAAAUUGGUAUUGAAAAAUCAAAAGGGCAUGGCGACUACUCCGAAUAGAUACGCGCCUCCCGUGGAGCAACCCCCGACUAUGUAUUUAAUUGCGAUAGCUAUAAUAGUAGGACUCAUGGGAAUUAUGGUAGGCAAGCUUGUGCUCUGAAAAAAUCCCUCGAAACACAACACUGUAAUGUAUAUUUAAUAAAAGUAAAUGCAUCUAAACAUUACCCAUUAUACCUUAUUAUGUAACAUAAAUGAAAAUUUUUUGGUGGCCACUCGCUCUCGAGUUUAUUCCUAGAGAUUCUUGUGUAAAUAACUAAAGGGCGGGGCUUAAAAAUAAAUACUGGUUAGUAAGUUUUAACUAUUUCGCACUAUUUUUUUAUUUUAUUUUGUUUGUGAGUGUUUCAAAUAAAAUUGUCUAGCGUCUACUUUUUGGGGAAGGAUCUUGUUUGUUUUUAUUCUCUGUACAUAUUAAUAAAUCGAAGUAUUUUUUUAUCUGAAACACCCCACUUUUGCAAUACAGUGUUUUUAAGGGCUGCGAGUCUAUUAUUCCCUGAUCCUUGGAUCAAAGACGAAUCCUUUCUUUUGAGGAUCUUGUGUUAUUUUGCAGACUGUAUUGGGUCUAUAAAAUAUUUGUUUUUUUUUUUUAAUUAGUAUGUGCGCUUUAAUUUUUAAGUUUAUCAUUAUUUGUAUACAACAAUAUUGGUUUAGUGUUUUAGAUGAGUAAAUAUUCAAUAAUUUUUAGAUUUGGAAAAUAUAAAUGUUUGAAAAGUUUUUUUUUUUUUUU